AUGUCUUUGCAUAUCUAUAUCGCUCACUCCGGUGAGCAUCUACUGGCUGAUCCAGUAGCCUUUGCUUCCCCUGAUGCACUGAAAUCUUGGGUCGUACGACAUACUUCGAUUCCUCCUCCUAGGCAGAUCUUGAUGACUGCCCGAGGAAAGAAUGUGAAGACGCAGACUCUCGCCACUGAGACUGAAAUAUUUGUGUACGACCGACAAUAUGUGAGCGAAUCCGGUGAAAUCGAACUCCCGACGCUUCCUGCACCCGAACCCUUUCAGCCAGGUAGUCCCCCGGCGUCCCUUACCGACCAGAACGACCUGCAGGCAUGGCGGAAUCUCUUUAUGGCAAGGAAGACAUGGGCUCAGGGUCUUUCCAGUCGUUGCGAGACGAUCGACAAGAUAAUUCAAGAGCAUAACGAGCGAACUGAUGUCAUCAACCGCGCCGUGGGUGUCGCACUCGAGAACCUCAAGUCUCACGUGGGCAAUCUGGAACAAAGGCUCUCAGAGGCUCAUGCUUGGGCCUUUAAUUUGCUAGAGGAGCAGCAGAACGCUCUGGAUGGCUGGCAACAUGCUUUGGCACAGCUAGAGAAUAUCCCAGCCCGCAAGGACUUUCCUCUUCUGGGACGGCCAUCCACACCCAGGAAAGACAACAGUCGGCCGACAGGGACUCUGAAAGAUUUUGUUGAUGAAAAUGAGGUUAUACAAGCUGGAGCUGAUGCGGCUGUUGCAUCGCCGCGCUUCGCUGGACAUGUGCAAGAUAUUGAGAAGACUGUCGGUGAGAUUGCCUCGGAUACCCAACGCUUGGUUGAUGACACCCAUUCUUCCCCCGCUGAAGAGGACGAGGGCCUGCUCGCUGAGGUGGUAACCAUUGUUAAGAAGAUCGGUUCGGAUUACGAGCAUGUCCUUGGGGUUCCCAAUAAUCAGAAGAUGUUGGCAAAUAUCUCAAGGCUAGCACUGAACCAUACCCAAAACCUGCUCCCAUCUCUGUUGGCGGCUGGUUCAGAUCUUCAGCAAGCUCUCGCGCAUUCUAUUCGGCGACGUGGCGCUGCAGAGAAACAGGCUCUUCAAAACAUGCGGACUAUUUCAUUCCUGCAGUCCCGCCUGGCAGAAACUCACACCCAACUGAUCAAUCUUGACGUGAAUACCAAUGCUUUUGAAGUCAUUAACUCAGUCUUUCAGAUGCCGAUGGUCUAUGGCUCGAUUCUGAUAGAGUCUGUGCGGCGUCACGAGUGGAGCGGCAAAAUCAAGGCGGAUUCCUUGAACCUGGCAGAAGAGAUGGCUGUUCUAAGAGACGAAGAACAACGACGCCGAAAGAAAUGGGUCAAAAGCAUGGGCGAUCACAUAUCAUUUGGGGACUCUACAACACUUGGGAUUGAAGUGAAUCUCCAAGGGCAGGAUGAAGAAUGGCCCGAAGUAGCUCGGAAAGAAAUCGAGGCUUACAUAGAAGAUUUACGGUCAAAGCACGCCCUACCAAAGAUCGCAGAUGACUUAACUCAGCAAUUGAAAGACCUGGAUACACCCACACGCCAGCAAAGACGGCGAGCUAAGGCAUUCAAGAAUGGCAGCGUGUUCGAUUUGAGCCGAAGCUCUAUAUUGCUCCGUGGGGAUGAUAUGGUUCGAAGCCUGCAGGAUGAAAAGACAAAAUUGGAAGAGCGACUCAAGGGCUCCGACAGCCGGGUUCGUAAACUAGAAGAUCUCCUCCAUCGCCAAAGCCACCUCAGUCGGCCGUCCAGUGGGAAUUUUGGGCCAGAUUUUCCAAGUUCGCCCGCGUCUCCGCAUCUCGACACCCUCUCCAGGCGAUCUUCUGUUUCAUCAAGGCGGGUCUCCAUGACGCAGUCCCCGGAGGACAGAGCACUUGUGCAGCGCAUAGUCUCGCUGGAAGCCGAGCUAAUGACUGAAAGGGAAGCCGUGCAGAGACUUCAAAAAGAGGCUCAUACAGAGCGGCAGACCAAUUCCGACAAGUAUCAAGAAGCCCAGUCGACCAAGAAAGACCUCAUUGGUAAUCUUGAGGCACGGCAGCGCGAGUUCGAGGAUGAGCGAAGAUACCUUGAAGCGGAAGUGAAGAAGUGUCGGCAUCGCAAUGAGGAAAUGGAAGAGGAGCUAGAUAAGCUUAUGGACAGCCGAGACCACGAGAGACAAGAGGCUGAGGAGCGGAUUCAUCAGCUCGAGGCUGAUUUGCAAAGUGCCCACGCGAGCUCGGCCAAGGAGAUUCAAAGGGUCAAGGAUCUCGAGGAACGCAUCCGAUUUCAACAAGAGAAAGAGCAAGAGCUCCAAAAUAAGGUCAACGACCUUUUGCGCCAUAAUGACGCAUGGAGCCAGAAAGACCAAGACAACUACCAUGCUCUACAGUCAGCUUUCAUGAACCUUGCUCCUGGAGGCUCCGUGCCACUUGAACUCACUGGAGUCAUUCACGCCAUUGAGGUACUUUCCGAGGGUUUGUCCAUCCACGCUAAGACCGCGGAAGACAAUGCAUCAAAGGCGAUGGCUGAGAUCAAGUUGCUUGAAGAAAAAACACAAACGCUUCAAUCGCAAUUGGAUGAACAAGUUAAAGUCUUUGAUGGUCGUGAUGCCGAAGUGACCAAAUUGACUGAAGAACUUUCUCAAGUGCGAUCUCAAUUGGACAGUACGAAGCAGGAGCUAGAGCAGGAACGCAACAAGUUGAGUACUUUGCAUUCUCAGGUAUCGGCGGGAGAGAUUGGCUCAGAUGCGCUCCGUGAGAGAAUCGCGGAGGAGGAACGGAAACAUGCAGACCUGUCACAGAGGCUCGUCGAUGCAGAGUCCAAGGCUCAGAACUUGCAGGACAAGAAAUCUGAAUGGCAAAAGAAGGUCGAGGCUGCCUCAGAAGCAGAACGAUAUGCUCUCCACCGCUAUGAAGGCCGUGGCACUAAGUGUUACGAGACGUCCCGGCAACUUUACUCGCAGGUCGAUAAGUUGGAGCGGAUGCUUGAGCAGUUAGGGUUUGCAAUCAUCCAGCAGGACGGACGUCUUAUCGUCCAGCGAGCAUCGAAGCUUACUGCAUCGGCGUCUGGACUCGGCGAAAGUCUCGCCCAGUCUGGAAUUGUUUCUGCCAAGCCCGACACUGCACUGCUCGAGUGGAUGCGAGCCGAAACCCCAGAGGAAGAAGAUGCGAAAUUCUCGGCCUUCAUGGAAAGCCUUACUCGAUUCGAUGUUUCCACUUUUGGGGAUGUGGUUGUGAAGCGUGUGAAAGACAUUGAAUUACUCGCACGUAAGUGGCAAAAGGAAGCCCGUGGCUAUCGUGAGAAGUAUCAUCGGAUCCAAAGUGAAGCUCAUGACAAGAUCGCCUACCGAUCUUUCAAAGAAGGCGACCUGGCCCUAUUCCUUCCGACUCGAAACCAGGCCAUUCGUUCAUGGGCCGCUUUUAAUGUGGGCGCGCCGCAUUACUUCCUGCGCGAGCAAGAUUCCCACAAGCUCAACACUCGUGACUGGUUACUUGCCCGUAUUUCCAAAAUUGAGGAACGCGUUGUAGACCUUUCAAAGUCACUGAAUGGUGUUGCGCCUGAUCGGCACUCGCUUGGAGGAGCCAGCGAAGCCGCCUCCAUCGAUGAUGAGAAUCCCUUUGAGCUAUCUGACGGUCUCCGUUGGUAUCUUCUCGAUGCCGCAGAAGAGAAGCCCGGCGCACCUGCUACGCCAGGGCUCGCCAAGACAACUGUUGCAUCCACGCCCAUAGAUGCUAAAGGCAGUAUUCGCCUCAAACGUCCAACAGAAGAAAGCACUGUCGCGCAGACUCUGUCCAAAAGUCUGGAUAGCCGUCGCAAUAGUUCUAAUUCUAAACGGGGUACCCCGACGCCUUCUCAAAGAGCCAAUGACUCGACUGUCGACCUUGUUCGCCCUGAUUCUGAUGCCGACCCUUCCGCUGCUGGCUCUCAGCGCGAAUCUGCCCCAAUCUUUGAAGAGGUUCGCCGUGACCUACUCUUCGGCCCGUGA
Penicillium longicatenatum is the source of this 3933-nucleotide messenger RNA. RefSeq names its product autophagy protein ATG11 (gene atg11). The record is from RefSeq and is a predicted model, not a curated record. Bases 1 to 3933 code for a protein of 1310 amino acids. Gene Ontology annotation, cellular component: extrinsic component of membrane; Atg1/ULK1 kinase complex; phagophore assembly site membrane. Gene Ontology annotation, molecular function: protein kinase binding; molecular adaptor activity. Gene Ontology annotation, biological process: reticulophagy; autophagy of mitochondrion; autophagy of peroxisome. Lineage: Eukaryota; Fungi; Ascomycota; Eurotiomycetes; Eurotiales; Aspergillaceae. The transcript has 3 exons.